AUGGCUGGACCUUUCCAUGUAAACACUCCUCUUCUGGAAAGUACUGGCAUGUCCAAACGACUGGGCACCACUGUAUACCUGAAGAUGGAGAACUCCCAGCCCUCUGGCUCCUUCAAAAUCCGAGGAAUAGGCCACCUCUGCCAAAAACUUGCCAGUCAGUCAAAAGGCGUGGUCUGCUCUUCAGGCGGUAAUGCGGGCAUGGCUGCGGCUUAUGCUGCCAGAAAAAUGGGCGUGCCAGCCAUGAUCGUGGUCCCUUCCUCUACUCCUGAAAUGGUGGUCCGUAAAAUGCAGGAUCAGGGGGCCACGGUUAAGAUUGUAGGCAAGGUUUGGGAUGAUGCCAAUAAAGAAGCCCUUCGUCUGGCAGAAGUGGACGGGUUUACAUAUGUUUCUCCUUUUGAUCAUCCACUUCUCUGGGAGGGCCAUGCCAGUGUGAUGGCAGAGGUGGCCUGCUCCCUGGGGCUGAAGCCGGGAGCCGUGGUGCUGUCGGUGGGAGGAGGGGGGCUGCUGUGUGGGGUGCUGCACGGUCUGAUGACGCUGGGAUGGACAGAUGUGCCGGUGAUCGCCAUGGAGACGAUAGGAGCUCACUGUUUCAACGCUGCAGUGAAAGCCGGAGAACUGGUCACUUUAGACGACAUCACGAGUGAAGCGAAAUGUCUCGGAGCAAAAACAGUUUGUCAGAAGGCCUUUGAAUGCAGCCAGUCCGACCAAUAUAACAUCCUUUCAGAAUUGGUCACAGAUCAGCAGGCUCUGCACGCUAUGGAAACAUUUCUGGAUGAGGAGCGGGUGUUGGUGGAGAUGGCGUGUGGAGCUGCACUUGCUGCUGUCUAUAGUGGACUGAUUAACAGACUACAAACUGAAGGACGACUGCCUGCUCUUCUGGGUCCAGUGGUGGUCAUCGUGUGCGGGGGCAGCGGAGUGGACAUGCAGCAGCUGUCUCAACUCAAGCUCAAACUUCUGUAA
Messenger RNA from Knipowitschia caucasica, 960 nucleotides. The record is from the annotation of a GenBank genome assembly. Lineage: Eukaryota; Metazoa; Chordata; Actinopteri; Gobiiformes; Gobiidae.